AUGAUACCUAUCGCUCACGGUCGCCAAGGAGACAUAUACGCUAUCAGAAUUCAAGAACAAGACGACCCUAAUGACCAUGGAUCUUCAAGCAGUGAAGUAUUUUCGAACAAUACGGUAUCGAAAGAUGAACGCAAAGACAAAUACGGCCAUGCUGAUAGAUCGAGAGGCUGGAAAGCACUUAAAAUCGUCUAUGCCCCUCGAGACGGAUAUAUAAGGGGUAACGAACCUCAUAAUGUCCUAAAGGAAGUUGAACUACUAAGGAAGAUAGAUCAUCCCAAUAUAAUCACCCUUCUAAAUUAUACAUUCGAUGAAGAGAUCCUCCAGCAUCGCUUGACCCUGCCUCUAUACCCUAUGUCCCUCUCGGAUCUAUUCCAAGAUCCAUCUUUCUCACCUACCGACGUCGAUAUACCGAAGAUCAUUUCGUAUCAACUCUUAAAUGCUAUUUCAUACCUUCAUUCGAUGAAUCCACCUAUCGCUCAUAGGGAUGUGAAUCCUUCGAAUGUCAUGUUUGAUAAGCAGGGGAGACUGAAAUUAAUCGAUUUUGGGAUUGCCUAUUCUCCAAAAUCUGGUGAAUCAAGGGACUCAUUUCUGGUAGGAGGUGUUAAGAUGGUUGAAGGAGACGGAAUCAAGGCGAACGAGGGGGGAAGGGUGAAGGAUCAUGAAUGGGAGGAAAAUGUUGGCAGAUCGAAAGAGGACGAUCAUAACAUGUGUUGCGACGUAGGAACAGGAUCAUAUCGCGCACCUGAACUUUUAUUUUCACCUCGAUCGUACGACCCGCUCAAAGUCGACCUAUGGUCAGUCGGUUGUAUAGUAGCUCAAUUUUUCAGACCUUAUGGUUUCGCUUUAGAUUCACCAUCAUCAGAUACCUCAUCUUCCUUGUCCAAUGUUGACUCUUCUGACUCUUCGGACGAAGAUCAGAUGGAUCCACUAGACAACGAACCUUCCUCCUCGAUACAAACUAGACGGCCUCUCUUGGACUCUACCUACGGUUCACUGGGAUUAGCUUCAAGUAUAUUCAAAGUACUUGGUAAACCAUCUCCGGAAAAUUGGCCAGGAUUCACAACUCUUUCCGAUUCUGACAAGAUUGAUUUCCCCGAUUCUACCCUUAGACCAAUAAGUGACCAUUUACCUUUACUUCGCCAUCUUUCCGAGGAUACUCAGAUAGAUGUGUUGGAGGUGAUAGAGGGGCUGUUGAGGUUGGAUCCGGAGAGCAGGAUUCGAGCGGAUCUAGUCUUGGUGAUGAGAUGGGUAAAGGACAUUCAUGACGUGUGCUGUAAGGCAAAGGAGGAGGGUGGGUUGAAGCAGCGGCUCAGGAUUGCUAUCAUCAGAUAUGGGAAUUUGGAGAGCGAAACGCACAAAGGAGGAGCAUAA
Messenger RNA from Kwoniella mangroviensis CBS 8507, 1371 nucleotides. RefSeq lists its product as uncharacterized. Gene Ontology annotation, molecular function: ATP binding; cyclin binding; RNA polymerase II CTD heptapeptide repeat kinase activity. Gene Ontology annotation, cellular component: cyclin/CDK positive transcription elongation factor complex; nucleus. Gene Ontology annotation, biological process: protein phosphorylation; positive regulation of transcription elongation by RNA polymerase II. NCBI's taxonomy places the organism in Eukaryota, Fungi, Basidiomycota, Tremellomycetes, Tremellales, Cryptococcaceae. The transcript has 5 exons. The coding region runs from base 1 to 1371 and encodes 456 amino acids. The record is from RefSeq and is a predicted model, not a curated record.